GAAGAAGACGACGAAGAAGAAGUAAACCCGCGAUACGUGAGCUCGAAGAACCAUAUAACAAUAUUUCAAAUUCAUAGCAGAAGGGUUUUACUGACAAUUAUUAUUUUGUAGAGAUUAAUAAGUAAUAUAUAUACACACACACACAUAUAUAUAUAUAUAUAUAUAUAUAGCACAUAAUGGGAAAUUGUACAUGAACGCGUGCGACGUUGUAAAACUACAAAACAAAUCCAGAGUUUAAAUGUUUCACUCACACAAGCUAGUUCGUUGUUUCUGAAGAAAGUGCAAGAAAAUGGAGGAGAUUGGGAUGGAGUCGGACUCAGCUGAAACGUCGGGAUGUUCACCACAACAAGGUGUUGCUGACGCUUGGGAAACUGUCACCGCAGCUUUGACGUCUCCUGGCUGCUCAGUGACGGAGCAGGGCCUCUCGGACUCAUUAGCCCUGCUGUGUAGUCAGGGUCUGGGUCAGCUGCUGAGCGGUUGGCUGUUGGAGACUUUACAAAUGCGUCUGUCCUCCUCUGUGGUUCCUGAGUUCUGGGCUGGACUCAAACAGCCAGAGAACGAGCUGGAGGAGAGAGGCAGGGCCUGGGUUCUCCUCACUGCUUUUCGGACUCUGUUAGGCCGACUGGACCCUUUCUUGGGUGGUUUGGAGAGGUUGGGGAUGUGGCAGGACGAGGGCCGCGGCAGUCUAUGUGGCCCUGGUCACAAGGGCCUUCAGGAGCGAGCCUUCACCAUCAUCAGGGCUCUUCUCCUCUUCUCCCCCUCCCCUGUUCUCCAGGAGAGAGUGCUGGAAUUUUACAGCAGGACCUUCUCUGUCUAUAUGAGCCAGGAGGGGCAGGCCGAGGAUGGGGCCGAGGUUCCAGACAGUGAUGAGCGAGUGGUCUGCCCAGGCUGCAGGGUCCCGACACAGCAGUGCUGGUGUAAGGAGGCCUUGGAGCAGCUGCAGGAGCUCAGCCACAUACUUUCCAAACUCCACCUGCUGGAGUGGGUCAGCUCCGAGGCUGUCACCUCCAUCCUCCACAAGCUCAUUGAGCAACGAAUGGAGCAGCACUGCAGGGGCGAGUACGAACGCUCUUUCCUGCUGGAGUUCCAGGAGUGGCUGGAGCUGGUGCUGGGCUGGCUGAGCAAAGUGUUUGCAAGUGAGGCGGACAGAGACGGUCUGGCACCUGCUCCUGGUGUUCCUGGUACCCCAAGUAUUCCCAGCAUUCAGACCGGCCAACCUGGCAGCAGCUCCGUCCUGAAGCAGUGGAGAUGCCACAUGCACCAGUUCUUCUGCAGGAUCUAUGUCAACAUGAGGAUCGAAGAGCUCUUCAGUAUAAUCCGAGAUUUCCCGGAAUCUAAAGCUGCUAUUGAAGAUCUCAAGUUUUGUCUUGAAAGAACCAACCAGAGACAGCAGCUUCUCACAUCAUUAAAAUCUGCUUUCGAGAGCCGUCUGCUUCACCCAGGAGUCCAUACAUCAGACAUCCUCACGGUUUAUAUCUCAGCCAUCAAGGCCCUCAGAGAGCUGGACCCAUCCAUGGUCAUCCUGCAGGUUGCUUGCCAGCCAAUCCGCAAGUACCUCAGGACUCGGGAGGACACAGUGAGACAGAUUGUGGCCGGUCUGACCGGAGAUGCUGAAGGCUGCACAGACUUGGCCUCUGAGCUUUCCAGAGGAGAUCCGGUGACUCUUGAGAUGCAGGACAGCGAUGAAGAAGGCAACGACCCAGAGGACUGGACUCCAGAUCCAACCGACGCUGUACCCGAUAAGAUGGGCUCAAAACGUCGUUCAUCAGACAUCAUCAGCUUGCUGGUCAGCAUCUAUGGCAGCAAGGACAUUUUUAUAGAUGAAUACAGAGCAGUGCUGGCCGACAGACUGCUGCACCAACUCAACUACAACACAGCCAGGGAAAUUCGUAAUGUGGAGCUGCUGAAGCUCAGGUUUGGGGAGUCUCACAUGCAUUACUGCGAGGUCAUGCUGAAGGACAUGGCGGACUCUCGAAGGAUCAACAGUAACAUCCGCGAGGAGGAAUCGAGGCUGAGCGAGGAGGAGCAGCCACCACUGUCCCUGUCAUCCAUCAUCCUGUCCUCUGAGUUUUGGCCUCCACUGAAGGAGGAGAAGCUGGAACUCCCCCCACUCGUCUGCCAGGCCAUGGAAGCCUACACACACCGCUAUGAGAAACUCAAGGCCAUGAGGACACUGAGCUGGAAGCCUCACCUGGGCUCAGUCACUCUGGACCUGGAGCUGGAGGACCGCACCCUCGCCAACAUCACCGUCUCCCCCAUCCACGCUGCCAUCAUCCUGCACUUUCAGGAAAAAACUUCUUGGACGUUGGAGGAGCUGAGCGUGAAGCUGGGCGCCCCGAAGGAGCUGGUGCACAGGAAGCUGGCUCUGUGGCAGCAGCACGGUGUGCUGAGGGAGGAGGCAGGAGGCCGCUACUACGUGGUGGAGACGGGCUCGUCCAAAGAGAAGAUGGAGAGAGGUGUGAUGCUGAUCGACAGCGAUGAGGAGAGAGACUCCAACACCACCACCCAGUCUGAGCAGAGGGAGGAGAAGCUGCAGUUGUUCUGGGCCUACAUCCAGGCUAUGCUGACCAACCUGGACAGCAUGACGCUGGACCGCAUUCACUCUAUGCUCCGGAUGUUUGUUGCCACGGGACCCGUUGUCACAGAGAUGGACGUCAAUGAGCUAGAGGCCUUCCUGCAGAGGAAGGUCAGGGAGCAUCAACUGAUGGUCUCUGCAGGCGUCUACAGACUUCCGAAAUCCAACUGAUGAAGAAGAGCAUGAGAGCGAAACAAGGACAAACUGCUCAAAAGUGACGCUGCAUCCAGUUGCUGUGGGAAAUAUAGGAAAAUGCUGUACCCCUCAGCUUCUGGGAAGAAACACUGUUAAAAUUGCUCAUUGUAGCUAUCAAUAAAUGACUGUUAUGGAGACAGAA
Molecule: messenger RNA, 2912 nt
Organism: Epinephelus fuscoguttatus (brown-marbled grouper)
Lineage: Eukaryota; Metazoa; Chordata; Actinopteri; Perciformes; Serranidae
Gene: anapc2
Product: anaphase promoting complex subunit 2
Exons: 14
Coding region: 290-2746 (818 amino acids)
Biological process (GO): ubiquitin-dependent protein catabolic process
Cellular component (GO): anaphase-promoting complex
Molecular function (GO): ubiquitin protein ligase binding
Source: RefSeq, a predicted model, not a curated record